Messenger RNA from Daphnia carinata, 4646 nucleotides. RefSeq lists its product as uncharacterized. Lineage: Eukaryota; Metazoa; Arthropoda; Branchiopoda; Diplostraca; Daphniidae. Gene Ontology annotation, cellular component: cytosol. Gene Ontology annotation, molecular function: transmembrane receptor protein tyrosine kinase adaptor activity; fibroblast growth factor receptor binding. The record is from RefSeq and is a predicted model, not a curated record. Bases 279 to 4193 code for a protein of 1304 amino acids. The transcript has 21 exons.
GCCACAACAGGCAGCAUGGUGCAGUGGACUCACCACUGUGAGUUUAACGAAAUAUUGUAGUUACUUAUGAACUGCCGUAGGGUAAGGUCGUUCCAUUCGUCGUGUUUCAAGUGUUCUUGUUGUGUUGCAGUUUGCCCUGUUUAUUUGUUCCUGUGUGUUUAACGAUUACAAAUGUUUUCGUUCACAUCGUCGUUGGUGGUAUUCCUUUUCUAGUCAGGAUGAAUCGGGUUUUAAGUUAACUUGAUUUAAACUGACUAAGUUAAAUUUGAAAAUAACGGAUGCCGGAUAACGUGUCUGUCAGUGUGGAUCAGCCGAACAGAAAUCAGCAUUCCAUCAUGGCCACAUUUGAUAACCCUUCGUACUUCACCAUAUCUGGUCAGUCGCCGGUCGCCACAGCCACAUCACCUACCGAUGUCGUCGAGUCGAUUGUAGCCAAACCAAAACGAUUCAAGAGUUGGUUCAAACUGCCCAAGAGACCUUUUCGAUCUAAGAUAGCGUUAAAUCAAGCCGAAAAUGCCGAAAGAAUGCCAGAAAAUUCCCCGCUCCCCUGUGCUUCUCCUGAACCCGAAACUCAGAACAAUCCCAAUGAUUUUGCUCACAGUGACGUCGUUUAUUAUAAUUUUUGCCCGACGGCACAAGAAACUGUGGCUUCUGCAGAUGUUAACAACGAUGACGACGUCUUUAGUGACACAUCCACCAUCAAAGGGAACGGAUCGACACGUACACUCAGUCGACGAAGACAUUCUUUGGGUUCAUGGUUUCGUUCAUCGUUAGCCGCCGUUCGCAAACACAACAUGGGUUCGUCAACUGCUUCUGGAUUGGAAUCUCACGGAACUGCUAUCGAACCAGCCGAAAGACCGUCUACUUCGUCAGAACGGGCGCUGUUGGCCCGAAACGUCUCUACAUCCGCCAACUGUGUUUCUUCAGCGUCUGCUCGAGAUGUUCGCACGCCCGAGAGGGGACGGUCAACCGAAACAAAGCCGGGCAAACGAAGUCGAUUACCCGUGGCGGUCAAAAGUCACGUCGAACUUCGAGCACGUGCCCGUUAUGCCCGUCAGGAGAAACUGGUGCGUGACAACAAAGCCGUUUCCACGUCCAGAAUCCCGCGUGCCGUCCAGUCUCCUCAUCACCGACACCAAACGGCUAGUCUCGAUCGCCGUUAUACAAAGAGCACUGAAGUUUUGGCUUCUAAACCCGACGACGUGACUUCACCAACGGCUCAGAAGCCGAUGGCUCCGACGGCGACGGCUACCGAGCAGUUGGAGGCGGAAGACUCGUUCCAGCAAAGAGAAGAUUCUUGUUCUACAAGGAGAAAGAGCAUUUCUUCGACGACAAGUCGUCAAAGAUUUGUCCAGCGAAGUCGGACAAUCGAGGAUCGCCAUCGUUCAAGUUGUUGCGGGAGAAUGGCCGCCGCUGCGGCGUCGACAUCGUCAUCCCGUAGUGAACGACGUCGCGCAUCCUUCGACGCCGCCAGUCCUUCGUCUCACGCCCGGCGCCGAUGUCAACGAUGUCGCGACAAAGCCGAACCAAUCACAGCCGAAAAAGUUGAUGUCGUCAUCAUCUUCAGCAAGAAUUGCGUCGUGGCCUUCCAGUGGGUCUCAUACUUAACUGGAAUUCUCAGUAAAAUUUUCAGCUGCAGCGAUCGAUCAGCUACACGGGUAACUACGCGCGAUGUGGAAAGCCUAGUGGAUAGCAGAUCCAUUUCGCCAAGAGAGCGGCGCCCCCGGCCAGUCAAUCCGAAUUCAGCUAAAUGGCAGAAUAACGAAUAUCAAAACGUGAUGGCAGAAGAACAUUCGGAUGCAGAAAGAAAUGCUCGUCAACACGCCCUACGUAGAACGGUGACCAACGCUUCCUUACAGAUAGUUCUGUUAUCAAAGGCACUGCUCAAUCAUGUCGAAUUACACGCCAACGAUCCAUUGGGCACCAUUUUGCGCUAUGAACGGGUUCUCGGGCUAUUUCUCGGGGUCGAUGAAAACAAAGAUAUAAUGCCACUACAUCGAACAGCUCUGUGUUCGUUUGAUUUCUGGCCAAAAAUCACCAUGAUGGAUCAAGAUAUGAAAUCUGUUACCGAGUUUGGAAAGAGGGCGCAAGAAAUUCUCGGCCGUUCUCAGCCAGUUGACCUCGUAGAACGGGCCCGUUUCAAAAUCACACCCAAAAAACUGCGACCGGGUGAAGAACGGGUAACGUUAAUUCUGCUGGAAACCACAGAAAAUAUACAUAUUCUGUCCUCCAUUUAUGUGGGCAUUGAUUCGAAAAAAUCGAUCCGCAUCGACCAAUCUUCGUGGAUCAAUCCAUAUGUGGUUAAGUUCAACAUGCCUAGAACGUUUCUCGAGCGCGGAAUCAUAGUCAAAGUCGAGUUAAAAGUCGGAAAUGUUUCAUGGGGUGUUCGUGACCUGAAGUGCCAAAGCAAAUUGGGUGAAAUAGCGGUAUUGCUUUCCAAACACCAGCUGAUGGAAUCUCCCACUGACAUUAUGUGUCAGGCCUUAAACAUCAGCCCAGUUGAUAAUGAAGAGCUGGACAGAGUAUUGUCUAAUAGCCUAGACAAAGCCAAGGUGGUUACUACGCCUUUUGCUCUAAACCAACCGGAUGACGAACACAGAGAAGAAGAAUAUCCCACUCUGCUCCACUUCGCGGCACGUUACGGUCUGAAAAAUUUGACGUGGGAAUUGCUGGAGUGUCUUGGUUCCAUACAGGCUUUAUAUGUCCGUAAUCGUGACGGUUGCACUGCUCUUCAAUUGGCGGAAAUGAACGGUCACGAAGCCAUCGUCAAUUGCUUGAACAGCUUCCUCGAAGCAGUGGAAGCGGAUAAAGCAGAUUCCGAUAAGAAAGACAGCAGAUCGGACUAUGUGCCAAUGGAUCAUUCCAGGAAAAUCGACGAAAGUGAAAUCGGUGACUACGAUUGUUUGCCCAAACCAAAACCUGUCCGCCCUUCUGUUCCUGAUCACGCAGAAGAAGAUUCUUUAGAACACGAAAAUGAUCUCGAGAACGAAUAUGUAGUCGUUUUGUCGAAUGCCUCAAUGCACAGAAUCCAUGAAGGGCCAGAGAUAGAACGAAGUGCUGUUGAGGAACGUGUAAAUUUAGCGACGUCUGGAACAGUGUCAAGUUUGAAGCAAAUUAAGAUGAAAGAGGAACAACGACAAAUACUGCCUCUAGAAGACAGUAGUGCCAGCGAUACGCUACAAGCCGAAGAAGCGUCUUGCAGUGCCGUGAAAUCAACUACUUGCCAGCCGCCUGCAUUCGCCGCAGAACUUACUGCCGCAGUUGCGGCAUCUCGUGCAUCAAGUCCAUUGUCCAAUUGGUCAUCGUCAGAUCGUUCGAGUGUAACAAGCCAAGUGAGUCGCGAUAGCGGCACUCACUUUGAAUCUUCCGAAGAAAAAAAAGUGCCGCCUAACAUGCAUUGUGACUAUGACGUACUUCCAUCAACAAAGUUACUAAUGCCACACCUUGUAAUGCCAAACUACGUUGUUCCGCCUCCGCCGAGGCCAGUGAACGGGAAAAACUUGGAAAAUAGAGAAAAUGAGCUUGAUGUUCCUAGUCAUACCCCACUGAAGAGGUGUUCGUCUCCCAUACCGCCACCACGUCCUCCUAUGGAGUUUCGAAAUCCAUUUGAAACUAUUGAACUUAACCCACGAACCAAUCAGGCCGUGUUAGGAGAAGAUCUUGGUUUAAUAAUACCGAACGAAGAACCCGAGUUCAUGGAACAACCUCCUAUAUUGUUACCUACGCAUUUAAAAAAUAAAGGCGCUAGUCAGGCUAAUGAAGAAGAAUCCGUUUACAUGGAGAUGACCCCAAGAUCUGCCAGAAAGUGCAUAUUAGAUGACAUUAACGCUGACGGUUCUUUUCUUAGCAGUACUGUUACAGAGGAAGACAACUACAUCACACCAGCGGAAUUGAACAUGCCUGCAAGUUAUUUGGCUAGUACUGCCCCUCGCAGCAGAGGACAUGGUAUUGUGCAGCAAGUAACGUUUCAAGCAACAAAAAGUAUUUCACACUCUGACAAUCAGCUUCUGGCAAGCAAUCACACCACAUUAUCAGAUUGGUACUCGGACCCGUUUUUGGCUCUACCGUUACCUACGCCAAUAUCUGCACUGCAGCGUCGUGACGCAAAAAGGAUUCCCCAAGUUCCACCUCGAUCAACGAAACCGACUCCUAGUCCGCGUUGCAGUCCAAAAUCCAACAGACGCCAGAUCUAAACAAUGUACAUUUAUGUUGAAAAGCUGAUCCGUUUUCCGUUUAACGAGAAUCUUCAUGGGGACAACUAACUGUUUUUUCUCCUCAAUUUCCGUUCGUCAUGUUUGAUUGAUUUUCUUUUGGUUGCCACGUUUUAGUUAUCCAACAGCGUGCACCGAAAUUGUUAUGUAUCUAGUCUUAUGUAUCGCAGUGGAUGCAGCAAAAUUUUUAAAGUUGGCUAUUUAAAAAAUGGUAGUUUAUCUCAUUUUCAUAAUCCGUCUGAUUUGGAUUAUGGCGCAAUAGUUGGGAAGAAGUCAACUAAUGUUGCUGCGUAUCGUUUCGUGAGAAACUUACGCAAACUCUCAUUGUUUGUCUAUAUUUAUCAAAGUUCAGUUUCUUCAGUAUGAUGGCUGUCAUUUGCUCUAUUCAAUACAUCGAAGAGUACGUAUCGUACCAUUCUUUUCGAGAGAGGCAAA